GACACAAGGGCAGUGCCUCCCAUCCUGCGACACUUUUGCCAGUUUCAAGGGCGUCUUCCAGAGCUUCCCGCGGACUCUAAAACGCACCCCUGUUAACUAGAAUUCUGGGACUUUGGGAAAUACUGUUUUUAUGGUUUUUCAGGGGGUUGAGAAGCGCGCCGGUGAAGGGGUAGAUCUGCUCUCUGGGGCUUUUCCAGUAUUGGUAUUCCGGGAUGCCAGGAGGCCGAGGAGUGCCAGGCGCAGGCUGCAUCGCGGGGCCUCGCCGCGGGAACCCGUCUUCCCGCCAGGCGCUCUCCCCGCCCGCGACCGGCGGCCCGCAGCGGCGGGGCUCGGACUGACUGCGCGGUGCCGGGGUCUCUGUGACGCGGCGUUCCAGGCUGCUGGCCUGGCACAGCCCGAAGAAGGAGCGGCCCGGGACAGCUGGCGGCGGCGGAGGCGGCGGCAUGAACUUCUACCAGGUACCAGUGGUGAUCGACAACGGCUCGGGAGUGAUCAAGGCGGGCCUGGCCGGGAACCGGGAACCGGACUUUGUCUACCCGAACAUUGUCGGCCGCGCCAAAGGACAGAACUUGGCGGCCGACGGCGCGCUGGAGCUGUGCUUGGGCGACCAGGCGCAGGAGAGGAGACACUCACUUUCGAUCAGCUAUCCUGUGGAGCGUGGUCUCAUUACUUCCUGGGGGGACAUGGAGAUUAUGUGGAAGCAUAUCUAUGACUCCAACCUGAAACUAAAGCCCUCUGAUGGCCCAGUCUUGAUUACAGAGUCAGCACUGAAUCCACUGGCCAAUAGGCAAAAGACCACAGAAGUGUUUUUUGAGAAUCUGGGUGUUCCUGCCUUCUACAUGUCCAUCCAGGCGGUGCUGGCUCUCUUUGCAGCUGGCUUCACUACUGGCUUGGUGCUGAAUUCAGGUGCUGGGGUUACUCAAUGUGUACCCAUCUUUGAGGGUUACUGUCUGCCUCAUGGUGUAAAACAGCUAGAUCUGGCAGGCUUUGACCUCACCAACUACCUCAUGAUGCUACUGAAGGACCAUGGCAUCAUGCUGCUUAGUACUUCAGACAGAAAGACUGUUGCAAACAUUAAGGAAACCUCUUGUUAUGUGGCAAUGGACUAUGAAGAGGAAAAGGCCAAGAAACCUGAGUGUAUAGAGAAAGUUUACCAACUACCUGAUGGGAAAAUCCUCAAGCUCCAUGACCAGCUCUUUCGGUGUCCAGAGGCCCUCUUCUCUCCAAGUCUCAUGAACAUUGAUGCCCCUGGAAUUGACAAGAUGUGCUUCAGCAGUAUAAUGAAAUGUGAUAUGGAUCUAAGGAAUUCCUUCUUCUCCAAUAUUAUCCUUGCUGGGGGAUCAACCUGUUUCCCUGGUUUAGACAAACGGUUAGUUAAGGACAUGGCAAAGGUGGCACCUGCCAACACCUCAGUGCAAGUUACAGUUCCCCCAGAAAGGAAAACAUCAGUGUGGAUGGGAGGGUCUAUUCUUGCAUCCCUGUCUGCUUUUCGGGACAUGUGGAUCACUGCUGCAGAAUUUAAAGAAGUUGGACACAACAUAGUACACCAAAGAUGCUUCUAAAAUACAGAUAAAAUGAUCAGAAGAAAAUGUUUUGAGUAUUUGUGGCAGAAAACUUUUGGAUACUAUGUUUCUGGGAGAACAAACUAUUUUAAUUAUCGGGAUUCCAUGUCUGUUCUAUAAUGGGGAAAUAAUAAUUGUGAUAAGGAUGAAAAUGGAUAUUGAGUAGAACCGAGGUAAAUACUAUAGGAAGCACUAUUCUUGA
Messenger RNA from Sciurus carolinensis (gray squirrel), 1764 nucleotides. It is a transcript of the gene Actrt3, whose product is annotated as actin related protein T3. The coding region runs from base 444 to 1562 and encodes 372 amino acids. The record is from RefSeq and is a predicted model, not a curated record. The transcript is spliced from 2 exons. NCBI's taxonomy places the organism in Eukaryota, Metazoa, Chordata, Mammalia, Rodentia, Sciuridae.